Cladocopium goreaui is the source of this 523-nucleotide messenger RNA. NCBI's taxonomy places the organism in Eukaryota, Dinophyceae, Suessiales, Symbiodiniaceae. The record is from the annotation of a GenBank genome assembly.
AUGUCUUUCCCUGGCCGGGCCUGUGACUUUCCCGUGAUCGGCACAUCGGAUCGCGAUGGAAUGGAUCUUGAAGAGGAGGACACCGAGUCCCUGGCGGCCGCUUUAUCGGAUGCCCGUGCUGCGGCGGAGCGGCAGACGCGCCUGGCGGAGCAAGCCAAUCGACGAGUGCAGGAAUUGGAGCAGGAGCUGCAAGAGGUUGAAGAACACGUCGCAGGCCUGGAAGAUGAGCUUCGCAAGUCGCAGGGCCAAGCAACGCGCCUGGCAUCCGAGAAGCUGCUGCUCAAGGAGCAGGUGUCCCACUUGGAACGCGACCUGCGCAGCGUCGCGGCCGAGGAGGGAGGGCGUGAGGAGGUGACGAUGCGAAAGAAGCUGGGCCGUUGCAAGACGGACGGCAACGACGGGCUGCGAGAUUUGGACUCGGCCAAGGAAGCCCAACUCACUGCAGAGAUGGCCUUGGACGCUGCCAAGCGCGAGCAUGAUGAGGUGGUGAAGGUGAAAGACGCCGAGUUGGAGAACCAGAGGU